Salarias fasciatus (jewelled blenny) is the source of this 14271-nucleotide messenger RNA. It is a transcript of the gene wdfy3, whose product is annotated as WD repeat and FYVE domain containing 3. The transcript is spliced from 67 exons. Lineage: Eukaryota; Metazoa; Chordata; Actinopteri; Blenniiformes; Blenniidae. The coding region runs from base 586 to 11298 and encodes 3570 amino acids. Gene Ontology annotation, molecular function: protein binding; metal ion binding. Gene Ontology annotation, biological process: aggrephagy. The record is from RefSeq and is a predicted model, not a curated record.
CAUAGGAACAUUGGAACCUCGUAUGCAAUGAUGCAAAGUUAAUGUGAUCUGGGUGAGCUUGGUCGUACAUAAUGACUGCUAAAAUGUCCAGAAGAUGAAUAUUUAAUGACGCUCGCUGCUGUGAGUUGUGCCUCCCCCUCCUUCUCCCCUCUUUCUGUGUAAGUGGUAUGUUCCUGUUGCUGUUACAGCCCACACACACAGACACACUCACACACACACUCACACACUCCACCCCUCCUAUCCUCAUCCUCCAAAGCCCUGCACACCCCACCCGGUGUCAGGGGGGGAUCAGCUGUGCCAGUCCCGGCAGACCACAUACACACAUACACACACACACGCGCGCACACACACAGCGUGCGGGCUGGCGAACAAAGCCACUGGCACUGCCAAUGAUCGCCGGCCAUGCCUCGACGGUUCGCCUCUCCUCUUCUCACGCUGUCGUGAGGGGAAGGCAUGACAUGACACCAUUGUCGUCGCCCGUCCUCAUCGGAAAGACGCAACUUUGGGAAGGGGGGCAGAAAGCAGUCGGUCUUUUUGGGCUUUCGUUGGAAUUUUCAUGGUGUCUUCUGCCACUGAUGAGUUGAGAUGCUGGCUGAACGCAGAGAGAAUAGCAGGGCUGCCUUUGCCCUGACAAAGCCGCUCAAGAUGAAUAUGGUGAAGAGGAUCAUGGGGCGGCCGCGGCAGGAGGAGUGCAGCCCGCAGGACAACGCCCUGGGCCUGAUGCACCUGCGCCGCCUCUUCUCCGAGCUGUGCCACCCGCCGCGCCACAUGACGCAAAAGGAGCAGGAGGAGAAGCUCUACAUGAUGCUGCCCGUCUUUAACCGGGUGUUUGGGAAUGCUCCGCCCAGCAGCAUGACGGAGAAGUUCUCCGACCUGCUGCAGUUCACCACCCAGGUGUCCCGACUCAUGGUGACGGAGAUCAGACGGAGAGCCUCCAAUAAAUCCACAGAGGCCGCCAGCCGAGCCAUCGUCCAGUUUCUGGAGGUAAACCAGAGUGAGGAGGCGAGCCGCGGCUGGAUGCUUCUGACGACCAUCAACCUGCUGGCUUCUUCAGGACAGAAAACGGUGGACUGCAUGACGACCAUGUCUGUGCCGUCCACUCUGGUUAAAUGCCUCUACUUGUUCUUCGACCUGCCGCACAUGGUGGAAGCCCCGGCAGCCCCCCCUCCACCGCCGCCCCAACCGGCGCCCAACCAGGAGAAGACGGCCGGCCAGGGCCACCCCCAGCCCGAGCUGCCGCUGGCCGACCGCAGGGCGCUGCUCCAGAAAGUCUUCGUGCAGAUCCUGGUGAAGCUCUGCACCUUCGUGUCCCCGGCCGAGGAGCUGGCCCAGAAGGACGACCUCCAGCUGCUCUUCAGUGCCAUCACCUCCUGGUGCCCCCCCCACAACCUGCCCUGGAGGAGGAGCGCCGGCGAGGUGCUGACCACCAUCUCCAGACACGGCCUCAGCGUCAACGUGGUCAAGUACAUCCACGAGAAGGAGUGUUUGGCCACGUGCGUGCAGAACAUGCAGCAGUCCGACGACCUCUCGCCUCUGGAGAUUGUGGAGAUGUUCGCCGGCCUCUCCUGCUUCCUCAAAGACUCCAGCGACGUGUCCCAGACCCUGCUGGACGAUUUCCGAAUGUGUCAGGGUUACGCCUUCCUCUGCGACCUCAUGCUCAGGCUGGAGCAGGCCAAAGAGGACGAAUCCAAGGAUGCACUGAAGGACCUGGUGAACCUGGUCACCUGUCUGUCCACGUACGGAGUGAUGGAGCUGAAGCCGGCCGGCCUCACCACCGGAGCCCCGUUCCUGCUGCCGGGGUUCAUCCUGCCACAGCCCUCCGGGAAAGGCCACACGGUGCGGAACAUCCAGGCCUUCGCCGUGCUGCAGAACGCCUUCCUGCGGGCCAAGACCAGCCGCCUGGCCUGCAUGCUGCUGGACGCCAUCGGGAACGUCUACGCCGCCGAGCCGGCCAACUACUUCAUCCUGGAGUCGCAGCACACCCUGUCGCAGUUCGCCGAGCGCGUGGCCAAGCUCCCGGAGGCCCAGUCCAAGUACUUCGAGCUGCUGGAGUUCGUGGUCUUCACCCUCAACUACGUGCCGUGCAAGGAGCUGUUCAGCGUCAGCGUGCUGCUCAAGUCCAGCACGUCGCACGCCUGCAGCAUCACGGCCGUGCAGACGCUGCUGAAGCUCGCCAGGCACGACCCGGUGUUCAGCGACGUGCUGCGCGAGGUGGGCCUGCUGGAGGUGCUGGUCAACCUGCUGCACAAGUACGCCGCCUUGCUCAAGGACCCGGCGACGCAGCAGCAACCGCACAACAACGACCAAGCCGACUGUAAAAACAACACAGUAGCAGAGGAGCAGAAACAGUUGGCCUGGCUGGUGAUGGAGACACUGACUGUGCUGCUGCAGGGCUCCAACACCACAAACACUAAUGCUGCUCUCUUCAGAGAGUUUGGCGGCGCUCGUUGCGUCCACAACAUAGUGAAGUACCGGCAGUGCCGGGAGCACGCCCUGCUCAUCAUCCAGCAGCUCAUCCUGUCGCCCAGCGGAGACGACGACAUGGGGACGCUGCUGGGACUCAUGCACUCUGCGCCGUCCAGCGAACUGCAGCUGAAGACGGACAUACUGAAGGCUCUGCUGGUGGUACUGAGAGAGAGCCACCGGACCCGCACCGUGUUCCGGAAGGUGGGCGGCUUCGUGUACGUGACCUCGCUGCUGGUGGCGAUGGAGCGCUCGCUGUGCCAGCCGCCGCGCCACGGCUGGGAGCGCGUCAACCAGAACCAGGUGUUCGAGCUCCUGCACACGGUCUUCUGCACGCUCACCGCCGCCAUGCGCUACGAGCCGGCCAACUCGCACUUCUUCCGCACCGAGAUCCAGUACGAGAAGCUGGCCGACGCCGUGAGGCUGCUGGGCUGUUUCUCAGACACCAAGAAGCUGGGAGCCACCAGCGUGUUCCCCUCCAACGCACAGCCGUUCCAGAGGCUGCUGGAGGACGAGGCGGCCCCCGGAGGCUGUGCGGGGGACAGCGUGUGUCCCACCCUCAAACACUGCAGCAAGCUCUUCAUCUACCUGUACAAGAUGGCCACCGACUCCUUCGACAGCCGUGCCGAGCACGUGCCUCCCUGCCUGACUCACGAGACCUCGCUGCCCUCCCCGUGGGGCACGCCGGCACUCACCAGGAAGAGACAUGGUUACUACGGUACGUCGGGCCCCCCCGCCCCGGUCAAAGCCAUGACCGACCUCAAGCUCCACCUGGCCAACGCCUCUCACCCCGCCUCGUCCUCCUCGUCCUCGUCCGACAUGGUGGUCAUCCACCCGGGGGCCGUCCUGGCCAUGCUGGACCUGCUGCCCUCCGUGUCCUCCGACAGCCAGCCGGAGCAUGCCUUGGACCUUCAGCUGGCCGUGGCCAACAACCUGCAGCUGCUGGUGAACAGCGAGAGGAACCAGCAGGUUCUGUGCGAGGCCUCCCUCCACCAGCGGCUGCUGCAGCGCUGCAGUCACGCCCUGGGCGACGAGGACCACCCGCUGCACCCGCCGCUGCAGAGGAUCUUUGAGAGGCUGGCCUCGCAGGCCCUGCAGCCAAUGGCACUCAGGGAGUUCUUGCGUCUGGGAAACCCUCUGAACUGCGGCGCCUGGGACAAGAAGCUCCUGAAGCAGUACCGGGUCCACAAACCCAGCUCGCUCAGCUACGACGCCGAGAUGAGAAACAGUAUGACCAUGUCCAUGGAGGGCUUCGGCCCCGACAGCGUCUUCGCCACGCCGGCCGAGGAGAACGGACAGUACCGCAUCAGCCGCAGCCUGGUGCGCUCGGCCGAGGGCAGCACCGUACCCCUCACCCGGGUCAAGUGCCUGGUUUCCAUGACGACGCCUCACGACAUCCGCCUGCACGGAUCGGCCGUCACGCCGGCGUUCGUGGAGUUCGACACGUCGCUGGAGGGCUUCGGGUGUCUGUUUCUCCCCAGCCUGGCGCCUCACAACGCCCCCACCAACAACACCAACGCCUCGGGGGUCAGCGAUGGCGCCGUGCUGAGCGGGAUGGGGACAGGUGAGCGCUUGUUUCCUCCCCCGUCCGGCCUCAGCUACUCCACCUGGUUCUGCGUGGAGCACUUCAGCGCGGCCCCCCAGGCCCACCCGGUGCGGCUGCUGACGGUGGUGCGCCGGGCCACCUCGUCGGAGCAGCACUACGUCUGCCUGUCCGUGGUGCUGUCGGCCAAAGACCGCUCGCUCACCGUCUCCACCAAGGAGGAGCUGCUGCAGACCUACUCCGACGAGUCGAGUGAAGAAGCCUCCUUCUACGAGAUCCUGCCCUGCUGCGCCCGCUUCCGCUGUGGCGACCUGAUCGCGGAGGGCCAGUGGCACCACCUGGUGCUGGUCAUGAGCAAAGGCAUGCUGAAGAACAGCAUGGCCACGCUGUACCUGGACGGCCAGCUCAUCAACACCGUCAAGCUGCACUACAUCCACAGCGGUCCGGGCGGCUCCGGCUCCACCAACCCCCCCGUGGUGAGCACGGUGUACGCGUACAUCGGGACGCCGCCCGCCCAGCGCCAGAUCUCCAGCCUGGUGUGGCGCCUGGGGCCCAGCCACUUCCUGGAGGAGGUCCUGCCCGCGGCCAGCGUCGCCGCCAUCUACGAGCUGGGACCCAACUACGUGGGCAGCUCGCAGGCCGUCUACCUGCCCUGUAAAGACUCAAAGGCGGAGGUGUCCCCGGCCUCUCCGGUGGUGCUGGUAGCAGAGGAGAAGGUGUCCUUCAGUCUCUACGCCUUCUCCGCCUCCAUCCUCACCGUGGCCAAGAUCAGGAAGGUCUACAACAAACUGGACAGCAAAGCCAUCGCCAAGCAGCUCGCCGUGUCGUCCCAUGAGAACGCCACUCCAGUCAAGCUCAUCCACAACGCGGCGGGACACCUGAACGGGCCGGCGCGGACCGUCGGCGCCGCCGUCAUCGGAUAUUUAGGCGUCCGUGCCUUCGUGCCCAAACCUGUGGCCUCAAGCCUGCAGUACGUGGGCGGGGCCGCCGCCAUCCUGGGCCUGGUCGCCAUGGCGUCGGACGUGGAGGGGCUGUACGCCGCCGUUAAGGCUUUGGUGUGCGUGGUUAAGAGCAACCCGCUGGCCAGUAAGGAGAUGGAGCGCAUCAAAGGCUACCAGCUGCUGGCCAUGCUGCUGAAGAAGAAGCGCUCACUGCUCAACAGCCACAUCCUCCACCUCACCUUCUCCCUGGUGGGGACGGUGGACAGCGGCCACGAGACCUCCAUCAUCCCCAACUCCACCGCCUUCCAGGACCUGCUGUGCGACUUCGAGGUGUGGCUCCACGCUCCCUACGAGCUCCAUCUGUCCCUGUUUGAGCAUUUCAUCGAACUGCUGACAGAAUCCAGCGAGGCGGCUAAAAACGCUAAGUUACUGCGGGAGUUCCAGCUGAUCCCGAGGCUGCUGCUGACCCUGAGGGACACCUCGCUGUCCCAGCCCACUGUGGCCGCCAUCAGCAACGUGCUCAGUCUGCUGCUGCAGGGCUUCCCCAACCAGUACGACCUGCUGCGGUUCGGUCAGUUCAUCUCCUCCACUCUGCCCACAUUCGCCGUCUGCGAGAAAUUCGUCGUCAUGGAGAUCAACAACGAGGAGAAGCUGGACGGAGGGAACGAGGACGACUUCGGCGGCCUCCUGUCGGCCAACCUCAUCCUGCUGAGGAACCGGCUGCUGGACAACCUGCUCCGACUGCUGUUCACCACCAAGGAGAAGUGCUCAGUCAACGCUCAGGCUUGUGACGAGCUGGUGCGGACGCUCGGCUUCGACUGGCUGCUGAUGUUCAUGGAGGAGCACCUGCACUCCAGCACGGUGACGGCCGCCCUGUGGAUCCUGGUGGUGCUGCUGUCCAACCAGUCCAUCCUCAACCGCUUCAAGGAGGGCCUGUGCGGCGGCGGCUGGCUGGACCACACCGACUCCGUCCUCACCAACAAGAUCGGCACCGUGCUGGGGUUCAACGUGGGCCGCAGUGCCGGCGGCCGCUCCACUCUGCGCGAGAUCAACCGGGACGCCUGCCACUUCCCGGGGUUCCCCGUGCUGCAGACGCUGCUGCCCAAACACACCAACGUGCCCGAGCUGUACUUCCUGCUCAUGGCUCUGUUCCUGCAGCAGCCGGUCACCGAGCUGCCGGACAGCCUGCAGGUACAUUUCGACCUGGACUCUAUCUGGACCUUUAUCUUCGGGAUGCCGGCCUCCAGCGGGACGGUGGUGGGCUCCAUCCACAGCGUGUGCACCGAGGCCGCCUUCCUGCUGCUGGCCAUGCUGCGCAGCAUGCUCAACCUGCCGUGGCAGUCGGAGGAGGAGGGCUCCUGGCUCAGAGAGUACCCCGUCACUCUCAUGCAGUUCUUCAGAUACCUUUACCACAACGUGCCCGACCUGGGGCCCAUGUGGCACAGCCCCGAGUUCCUCUGUGCGCUGGCAGCCUCGGUCUUCCCCUUCAACAUCAGGCCCUACUCUGAGAUGGUGAGUGACCUGGACGAUGAAGCCGGCUCCCCCAUCGAGGAGUUCAAGGCCUUCGCCGGGGAUUCCGGAAUGAACCGCAGCCAGUCGGAGUACUGCAACGUGGGCUCCAAGACGUCCCUGACCAACCACCCGGCCAAGAAGUACGUCUUCGACUUCAUGAGGGUUCUGAUCAUGGACAACCUGUGCAUGACCCCGGCCAGCAAGCAGACGCCCAUCAUCGACAUGCUGCUGGAGGCUUCUCCAGAACGAUCCACCAGAACUCAGCAGAAAGAGUUUCAGUCCAACAUCCUGGACGGCGUCAUGGAGCAUCUGCUGGCUGCCGACGUCCUCCUCGGUGAGGACGCCUCGCUGCCCCUCAGCAGCGGCGGUAGCUAUCAGAUCCUGGUCAACAACGUCUUCUACUUCACCCAGCGGGUGGUGGACAAGCUGUGGCAGGGCAUGUUCAACAAGGACUCCAAGCUGGUGGUGGACUUCAUCGUGCAGCUCAUUGGACAGUCCAAGCGGCGCUCGCAGGGCCUCUCCCUGGACACCAUCUACCACUGCCUGAACCGCACCGUGCUCUACCAGCUCUGCCGGCCCCACAAGACGGUGGCCCAGCAGGUGGCCCUGCUGGACGCGCUGCGGGUCCUCACCGUCAACCGCAACCUGGUGCUCGGACCCGGGAACCACGACCAGGACUUCGUGGCCUGCCUGGCCCACUGCUUCAUCUGCCUGCACAGCGGGAGCAGCGUGGAGGGCUUCGGCCUGGAGGCGGAGGCCAGGAUGACCACCUGGCACGUCAUGAUGCCUGCAGAGAACGAAGCCGACGCCACACACAGCCACGAUGUCAGCGAGGGGAGGCAGCUGCUGCUGAAGGCCGUGAACCGGGUGUGGACGGAGCUGAUGCACAGCAAGCGCCAGAUGCUGGAGGACAUCUUCAAAGUGUCUCUGCCCUGCAACGACAGGGGACACGUGGACAUCGCGACGGCCCGACCCGCCCUGGAGGAGCCGGCCCUCAAGAGCUGGCAGAACCACCUGGUCCAUGAGAAGAAGUGCAUCAGUCGAGGAGAAGCCGUGGCGCCGGCGACGCAGUCCAAGCUGUCGCGCGUCAGCAGCGGCUUCGGCCUGUCCAAGCUGACGGGCGUCCGUCGCAACAAGAAGGAGAACAGCCUGAACAAGAACAGCCUGUCGGCGCAGGAGACCUUCCAGUGGAUGUUCACACACAUCGCUGUGGUCCGAGACCUGGUGGCCAUGCAGUACAAGGAGCACCAAGAGCGGCAGCAGAACGCCCUGAAGUACGUGACGGAGGAGUGGUCCUCCAUCGAGUACGAGCUGCUGCGGGAGCGCGGCCUCUGGGGGCCGCCCAUCGGCUCCCACCUGGACAAGUUCAUGCUGGAGAUGACGGAGGGGCCGUGCCGCAUGAGGAAGAAGAUGGUCCGCAACGACAUGUUCUACAUCCACUACCCGUACAUCCCCGAGACGGAGGGCAGCUCCAACCCUGCUCAGAAGCCUCUGCGCUACAGACGAGCCAUCAGCUACGACAGUAAGGAGUACUACAUGCGCCUCCUGUCGGGGAACCCCGGCAUGUACCAGCACUCUGUGGAGCACAGCACGGAGGGAGAGACCGCCCAGCACGAGCCGGAGCACGGAGAGGACACCAUCGCCAGGGUCAAAGGCCUGGUGAAGGCUCCUCUGAAGAGGUCCCGCUCCACGGCGGACGGGGCGGACGAGGACAGCCAGGAGCAGCUGCAGGAGCAGCUGCUGGAGUCCGGGGGUCCAGAGGAGGAGCAGAGGACCGACAACACGUCGCUGCUGCGCCUCCUGGAGGAGGGGGAGAAGAUCCAGCACAUGUACCGCUGUGCCCGGGUGCAGGGUCUGGACACCAGCGAGGGUCUGCUGCUGUUCGGGAAGGAGCACUUCUACGUCAUCGACGGCUACACCAUGACCGUGUCCCGAGAGAUCCGAGACAUCGACACGCUGCCACCAAAUUUGCACGAGGCCAUCAUCCCCAGAGGAGCCAGACAGGGCCAGAGCCAGCUGAAGAGGACAUGCAGCAUCUUCGCCUACGAGGACAUCAAGGAGGUUCACAAGAGGCGCUACCUGCUGCAGCCCAUGGCGGUGGAAGUGUUCUCGGCCGACGGGAGAAACUACCUGCUGGCUUUCCAGAAAGGAGUUCGCAACAAAGUUUACCAAAGGUUCUUGGCCGUGGUUCCCUCCUUGGCCGACAGCUCGGAGUCAGUUUCAGGCCAGAGGCCGAACACCAGUGUGGAACAGGGAUCCGGACUGCUCAGCACGUUGGUGGGUGAGAAGUCGGUGACUCAGCGAUGGGAGAGAGGAGAGAUCAGUAACUUCCAGUACCUGAUGCAUCUGAACACGCUGGCGGGACGAUCGUACAACGAUCUGAUGCAGUAUCCCGUCUUCCCCUGGAUCCUGGCCGACUUCGACUCCGAAGAGCUGGACCUGAAUAACCCCAAGACGUUCCGUAACCUCUCCAAGCCGAUGGGCGCCCAGACCGACGACCGCCUCACGCAGUACAAGAAGAGGUACAAGGACUGGGAAGACCCCAACGGGGAAACUCCAGCGUAUCACUACGGCACGCACUACUCCUCAGCCAUGAUCGUGGCGUCCUAUCUGGUUCGGAUGGAGCCGUUCACACAGAUUUUCCUCAGACUUCAGGGCGGCCACUUCGACCUGGCCGACAGGAUGUUCCACAGCGUGCGUGAAGCCUGGCUCUCGGCCUCCAAACACAACAUGGCCGACGUCAAGGAGCUCAUCCCUGAGUUCUUCUACCUGCCCGAGUUCCUGCUGAACUCCAACAACUUCGACCUGGGAGCCAAACAGAACGGCACCAAGCUGGCCGAUGUCAUCCUCCCGCCCUGGGCCAAAGGAGACCCCCGGGAGUUCAUCCGGGUCCACAGAGAGGCGCUGGAGUGCGACUACGUGUCGGCUCACCUCCACGAGUGGAUCGACCUGAUCUUCGGCUACAAGCAGCAGGGUCCGCCGGCCGUGGAGGCCGUCAACGUCUUCCACCACCUGUUCUACGAGGGCCAGGUCGACAUCUACAACAUCAACGACCCGCUCAAGGAGACGGCCACCAUCGGCUUCAUCAACAACUUCGGGCAAAUCCCCAAACAGCUCUUUAAGAAGCCCCACCCUCCCAAACGGGUCCGCAGUAAAGCGAACGGUGACGUGGCGGGAAUGCCUCCGAGCUCCAACAGCGACAAGAUCUUCUUCCAUCAUCUGGACAAUCUCAGACCUUCUCUGGCACCAGUGAAAGAGCUGAAGGAGCCGGUGGGUCAGAUCGUUAGCACAGACAAAGGCAUCCUGGCUGUGGAGCAGAACAAAGUUCUCGUUCCCCCCACGUGGAGCAAAACCUUCGCCUGGGGCUACGCUGACCUCAGCUGCAGAACGGCCAACUACGAGUCCGACAAGGCCCUGGUGGUCUACGAGUGCCUGUCUGAGUGGGGUCAGAUCCUCUGCGCCAUCUGUCCCAACCCGAAGCUGGUGGUGACCGGAGGCACCUCCACCACCAUCUGUGUGUGGGAGACGGGCAACUCCAAAGAGAGGGCCAAGUCACUCACACUCAAACAGGCGUUACUGGGCCACACGGACGCCGUGACGUGUCUGACGGCCUCCUCGGCGUACCACAUCGUGGUGAGCGGCUCUCGGGAUCGAACCUGCAUCAUCUGGGACCUCAACAAGUUCUCCUUCGUCACGCAGCUGAGGGGACACCGAGCGCCCGUCUCCGCCCUGUGCAUCAACGAGCUGACGGGGGACAUCGUGUCCUGCGCAGGAACCUACAUCCACGUGUGGAGCAUCAACGGCAGCCCCAUCGCCAGCGCCAACACCUUCACCGGCCGCAGCCAGCAGAUCCUGUGCUGCUGCGUGUCGGAGAUGAACGAGUGGGACACGCAGAACGUCAUCGUCACCGGACACUCGGACGGCGUAGUCAGGUUUUGGAGAAUGGAGUUCCUCCAGGUCCCGGAGACCCCGGCUCCGGAGCCGGUGGAGUCAGACAUGCCGGACUGCUGCGCCGACGAGAAGAUCGAGGGCGGCGAGAGUCAGAACGGAGACGAGGACAGCAGCGAGUCGGACGGAGACGAGCCCAGUCUAAGUCAGGAGCCCCAAGCGCCACGGAACCCGUCCACAGGGGGGGGCAGCCAGCCGGGCAGCGCCGUGCACAGACCCCGAGGCCCGUCGGCGCGGACCGGAGCGUCGUGGUCGAUGGACAGCGGCUCCGACGACUCCCACCGCUGGUCCGACACCCUCAGCAUCGACGAGAAGGACGGCUUCGUGUUCGUCAACUACUCCGAAGGACAGACCAAAGGCCACCACCCUCACCCGGCUCACCCGGGACACCCGGGCCACCCGGCUCCGCCUCACCACCCCGCCACCAUGGAGGCUCGCCUGUACAACCAGCUGAGGGCAGGCUACAGGUGGGAACGGCAGCUGGUCUUCCGGAGCAAGCUCACCAUGCACACCGCCUUCGACCGCAAGGACAACGCCCACCCGGCCGAAAUCACCUCGCUCGCCAUCUCCAAGGACCACAGUAAGAUCCUGGUGGGCGACGGGCGGGGCCGCGUCUUCAGCUGGUCGGUCAGCGACCAGCCCGGCCGCUCGGCGGCCGACCACUGGGUGAAGGACGAGGUGGUGGACAGCUGCUCCGGCUGCACCGUCCGCUUCUCGCUCACGGAGCGGCGCCACCACUGCAGGAACUGCGGCCAGCUCUUCUGCCAGAAGUGCAGCCGCUUCCAGUCGGAGAUCAAGCGGCUGAAGAUCUCGUCGCCCGUGCGCGUUUGUCAGAACUGUUACUACAACCUUCAGCACGAGCGGAGCGUGGAGGACGGCUGCAGGAACUGAAGAAGAAGAAGAGCAGAGGAGCGUCGGCCAUCGCCAGAACUGACCCCCUCCCCCCAGCGAAGCCACGUUUACCAUAACGCUCCGACGCUACAGAGGAGACGGACGGAGUACGACAAGAAAGACCACCACCUUCACCGCCUGCACGCUCAGAGUAACCACCGGCCAUUUCACUUUGAGAUCAAACCAGGAGGAAGAAGAAAAGAAAAAAACUUGUUCAUAUUGUAAAUAUUGAUCCAUGGCCUUUUUAACUCCAGGAGAGACAGAACACAAAAUAAGGUCCAUAAGGAAUAUUAAAAGGAAAAAAAAAAAAACAAGACAACUUGCCUGUAACAUAGCGUUGUGACUAACCAAACUUGGCUUUAAAAAGAAAAAAAAAAAAAGAAUCGGUUGUGUGUCGUCUGCAUCACAAGUCACAUGAAACCCAGAGGAGAAACCACGGAGGGAUGAGAAUGUCUGGAAUCAGCGUCUGUGGGUCGACUGUCCACGAGGGGCUCGGUAUUGUUUCCUCAUCAUCGCAUUGUUUACAGAAAUCUGGAGUGUGUGAGUGAGUGAGUGAGUGAGUGAGUGUGUGAGUGUGUGUGUGUGUGUGUGAGUGUGUGUUCUCCACAGUGUGAAGCCAUCACCACUAGAAACAGCCGCUAUCAGACGUCUUCUUCUCUCUUUUUUUUGCCAAAUUGUUUUUAUGUAUCAAUCACAACGGCUUUUUUUUUUUCUUUCUUUUCUUUUUUUUUUCUUAAGCUUCUCUGUCUUUUAUAUGAAUUCCCAUUUGGAGAUUUCUUGUUGAUGCUGCUAAUUUGUGAAGACUGGACACGUUAUCAUUUCAGUUUUUUUUUUUUGGUUUUUCUCCAACCAUAUCACUUUAUUUUGUAAUAUUUAAAUCGUACAGAAAUGAGCCGCCACAACUUCCAUUGUGUGAAAACGUCAUGAAUUACUCACGUACGAUCAACCUGCAUUGAUUUCCCAUCACUUUAAUCUUUUUCCCGCCUCGCCGGCUCUUGAAAUGCACAUUUAGAAAAGGGAUUUAAUGGUGAACUGUAUUUUUGUUUGUACGUCUCAUUGGUUUUUGUUGAGUUUCGUUUUUUUGUGGCAUUAUUCCAGUUUCACACUCAGCGGGGGAGGGGCCAGACGAGUGAACCACAAGGAAAAUUCUCACCAGUGAAUAUUUCCAAUCAAAUGUUGAGUAAAAAACUUAAAUUAUACUCAUCACGCUUCACUGGAGAACUCUGAAACAUAAAGUUGUCAACAGACCAGCCAGUCUGGUUGUUUUCCGGCGAUCGAUUGACUCAUCUGUUCUCUCUGCAGAGCUCCAGAAAAGUCAACCAGAGAAAGUAGAUAUAUACUUUCUGGUAAUAUUUGCAAUCUGUGUGAAUUAUAAUAAUAUGGAAAAACUCAUUGAUUCACAAGUAAUAGAAAAGAGGAAAGAAACUAUUGCAACUGAGGAUGAAGAGAAAAUACUGAAAUAAGAAGCACACACUGUGGCAGUGAUGCUGACCUUUGACCUUUAGUAGAAGGACAGAGCAGCUGCUUGUGUUUGCUGAUCCAUCACCACAUCAAGAUGAGAUUGCAACUCGAAUAAUCUGAAAGUUUGUCCCUUGUCGGCACUUUUUUAUCUCUAAAUUUUACUUCAGGAGAAUGAUGGAUUCACCAGUGAGUGUUUCAAACUGAAGUGUUGGCAGUGUGUUUGACGACAUUAUCCAUGAGGUUUGAUUUUAAAAAGUGAUUAGCAAAGUUCAGAAAAGCUGUAGUCCAGCAUCUUUGACUGAAGCUUACCAUCCUGGAGUGAAACCAUUUGGCUUUUAGAGCAGAUUGACUCCUUUGUUCAUGCAACAAAGGACGGAAGUGUUUGAAUUUAACCGAGCGGAUCAUGCAGGUUGCAGUAGAUCAAACUUAUUUAACUUUAACAUCGUGCAAAAUUAUUCCCGUUUCAGUUUUUUUUUAAUUACAAAAAAAAAAAACAUGUUGACAUAUUUUGAUGUAGAAAGUUAUUGUGAGGCAGCUCUUCUGAUUAAUCUCAUUUCCUGUCCCAACAUUUCACACGUCACUGAGUCCGUGGCUGUGUGGGCAGCAACCGUGCAUUCAAGGCUUUUAUCUUUUCAUGGCGAAAAUGACUUUGUGUUACCUACUACGGUAAAAAAACACAAAUAAUAGUCAGCAGAAUUAAGAUAUUGUAUUGAAUUUAUUAUUAUUUAAAUAAGUUUUGAAGUCAAAACAAAAAAUGAAUGUCAAGAUUAACUUAAAAAAAAAUCAUGAAAAAUUUGAAAUAUUGAAAAUUAAGUAGACAAAUGAAGUCAAAAUGUUCAUCCUGUUAUUUCAGCUCCAUUUCAAGGUGGUACUGGUUCCAUGCCUUCACUUCUAUUUCAGAUUUAUUUGAAGCAUUUUGUUCAUUAAUUGAAACACAUUUUCUUCCCCAUUGUUCAGUUUCCCUUUUCUCAGAGUUGUCAAAGAAAAACCAAACCAGGAACUGUCCGGUUCAUUUGUUGUCCCGAUGGAAACAAUCUGCACUCGUUUCUGUCCCGUCGUGCUUCUUCCCUCCAUCCAGCGGAGAGAAAACCCUCCGUCUGCUCUCCGCUGUGGAUUUGUGAAUUUGUUUGCACCUUGUACAAAAAAAAAAGAGAGAACUCAGCAGUUUUUAUUUGAGCAGAGGGGAGCGUUUCACAGCGGAUAAAUGAAUUGUACAAAGUAUUUAUGCAGUUGUAACUGGGUUUAGAUUUUUUUUAAUGAUUAUUGCGAUUUCAGCAAGUUUAGUUACUUGUUGCAUGUCUUAUUAACACAGCUGACUUUCUGUGUCAGUGCAUUGUACAUGUUCUCUGCAUUACAUUCAUCUUUCUUUGCUGGAUUUUUUUUUUUUUUCUUUUUUCGAGGCAUUGUCUGACCAGUUGUCCCGGCGGGUUUGUGUACAGAGAUCAUGUUCCUACUCCGGGUGGACUUUUCUACUUUUUCCUUUCUGGAUUAAAAAAACAAAACAAAACAAAA